AUGAGCGCCAAGAAGUCGGUGAUUGAGCUGCGCCACCCGUCGGGCUCGCGCGCCGAGGUGCAGCUGUACGGCGCGACCGUCACGGGCUUCUACGCGGCGCAGGAGCCCGAGCGCAACGUGCUGUUCCUGUCGCGCCAGGCGCUGCUGGACGGCAGCAAGCCCAUCCGCGGCGGCAUCCCGCUGGUCUUCCCCGUGUUCGGCGCCGCCGAGGGCUUCCCGAACCACGGCUUCGCGCGCGUGAACCACUGGAAGCUGAGCCAGCUGGACCAGACGGUGGGCGACGACCAGAGCCCCACGGUCGCCACCUUCGCGCUGGACGUGACGGAGGACAUGAAGGCCAUGUACCCGCACGACGUGGCGCUCGUGUACGAGGUCAAGCUGUUCGCCAACGCGCUGGCCACAGCGCUGCACGUGCAGAACAAGUCGGACCACGAGGUCGCCUUCCAGGCGCUGCUGCACACGUACCUGUCCGCGGACGACGUGCGCGACGGCGGCGUCGUGGUCGAGGGGCUCAAGGGCGUGGCGUACCACGACAAGGUGGCGGCCGCGCAGCAGACGGAGACGCGGGACGUGCUGGGCUUCGCCCAGGAGACGGACAGCGUCUACGCCAACGCGCCGUCGCCCGUUGUGGUCCGCAUGAAGCGCGCGGGCGGCAAGGAGCAGGUCGUGACCGUGGAGAAGGAGGCCUUCAUCAAGAGCGGCGCCUCGCAGGUCCCGCAGCCCAGCGACGUCGUGGUGUGGAACCCUUGGGUCGAGAAGAGCAAGGGCAUGAGCGACUUCGCGGACGACGAGUACCCGACCAUGCUCUGCGUCGAGCCCGGACGCGUCAGCGAGCAGCAGAAGCUGCCGGCCGGACAGACCUUCACGCUGCAGCAGGCCAUCAAGCUGUCGGCACUCUAG
Molecule: messenger RNA, 900 nt
Organism: Phytophthora sojae
Lineage: Eukaryota; Oomycota; Peronosporomycetes; Peronosporales; Peronosporaceae
Exons: 1
Coding region: 1-900 (299 amino acids)
Biological process (GO): carbohydrate metabolic process
Molecular function (GO): carbohydrate binding; isomerase activity
Source: RefSeq, a predicted model, not a curated record